UCAGCAUAUCCUUUAACCACCUGGUUGAUGAACCCAUUUCGAGACAAUGGUCGCCAUUUAGAAAAAGAACGACGCUACAACUUCCUCCACUCUUCUACAAGGAUGGCCAUCGAGCGAGCAUUUGCUUUGUUAAAAGGUCGUUUCAGACGUCUCAAGUAUGUUGACAUGGUCAGAGUAGAGGACUUUUCAGAAUUCGUAAUGGCUGCAUGUGUAUUGCACAACAUUUGCCUAGCUAGUAGUGACGAGCAGGUUGAAGACAUGAUUCAGGAAGGUCAAGAUGACAGUUGUUCAGAUCUUCCUGAUGUAGAUGACAUAGCAAGUGAUGGUCAUAGAAGGAAUGAAGCCACUCUCAAGCGCAAGAACAUCAUGGAACACUUGUGGGCAGAUAAGCAUUUACGAUUCUCUUGACUGAACAUAACAGAAUAGUUGCACACAAACAUAUCUCUUUCUGUUGUACUAGUUACUUAUUACAGACAGAUUUUAGAACAUCAAUCAAGCCAGAGAAAGCUUCCAUUUUUCUCGGUGCAUCCGCUCAAG
Corticium candelabrum is the source of this 537-nucleotide messenger RNA. RefSeq lists its product as uncharacterized. NCBI's taxonomy places the organism in Eukaryota, Metazoa, Porifera, Homoscleromorpha, Homosclerophorida, Plakinidae. The record is from RefSeq and is a predicted model, not a curated record. The coding region runs from base 28 to 408 and encodes 126 amino acids. The transcript has a single exon.